AUGCGUUCAAUUGCACACAUCAUCCCCGCCCUUGUUGGGUUUGGGAUACCAUCGGCUAUGUCAUUCAGCAUCCCUUCUCCGCAGCAGAUCCUCGAGUCAUUCUCAGGUACCGGCAACGAAAUCUGUCCGCAGGCAUCCAAGGUCAGCUUUCCAGAGGAUGGACUGCUUUCUGCUCUUCGAUUUGUCCAAGACGAAGCUGUUCGCUCGCAACAGGCCGAGCGUCUCUCCAAAGCUAUUCAGGUUCCCACCACAGUCAAUGAUUACAUGACCGAUCCAUACGACGAGGGGUUCGCCCCGUUUGUCGAGUUCCAGGAACUUCUCGAAUCACUUUUCCCACUUCUCCACUCGCGUGCUCGCGUAGAUCACGUCAACAGAUUGGGCCUUCUCUUUACUGUCAACGGCACAGAUGACUCACUCAAGCCAUUGUUGUUCAUGGCUCACCAGGAUGUUGUACCAAUCAAUGAUCCAUCGGAUUGGACAUACCCGCCGUUUGCUGGCCACUUCGACGGUGAAUUCAUUUGGGGUCGUGGCGCCAGCGACUGCAAGAACGUUCUGAUUAGCUUGCUGUCCGUCAUUGAGGACCUGCUCCACCAGGACUGGCAACCAGCCCGCACAGUUGUGCUUGCGUUUGGUUUCGACGAGGAAUCCAAGGGCUUUCUCGGCGCCGGCCAUCUCUCCGCCGCCCUAGAGCAGCGAUACGGCCGUGACAGCUUCGAAUUCAUCCUCGACGAAGGUGGGAUGGGACUCGAGACCCUCGGCGACAACGACGAUAUUAUCUACGCGCUCCCCGGAGUCGGCGAAAAGGGAUACAUAGACAUCGUCUUCGCCUUGGAUGUCACGGGCGGCCACAGCUCCAUUCCACCCCCGCACACGGGCAUCGGCAUCAUGUCGGAGAUCAUCUACACGCUCGAGCGCCAGGACCUCUUCGUCCCCGUUCUGAACGACGAGCACCCUUCCCGCAGGAAGCUCGAGUGCCAGGCACGCUACUCCCCAGACUACGUUGAGCCGUGGCUCGCGUCCGCCCUCAGGUCCUCAGACCACGCCGCCGUCGCCGAGAAGCUGGCCGUCGCCCGCGGCGACAUGUUCCGCUUCAACCUGCAGACCUCCCAGGCCGCCGACAUCUUCCACGGCGGGAUCAAGUCCAACGCCCUGCCUGAGAAGAUCUCCGCGCUCGUCAACUACCGCGUCGCCCUGCACCAGACCCCCGAAGUCGUCAAACAGCGCGCCAUCGACAUCAUCCGCCCCAUCGCCGAGAAACACAACCUGACCUGGAGCGCGUUCGAAGACCCCGCCACCGCCAACGAAGAACCUGCCCCCAGGAACAACCACCUCGCCCUAUCCAUCCUCAGCACCCCCCUGGAUCCCGCGCCCACCAGCCCGACCAACGUCAGCACCGACGCCGUCUGGGCCCGCUUCGCCGGCGUCGCGCGCACCUCCUUCGAGUCCGUCCCUAGCCUGAAGGGCAAGACUGUCGUGGUCAGCGGAGAUAUCAUGGGUGGGAACACGGACACGCGCUUCUACUGGUCUCUGUCGCGCAAUAUCUAUCGCUGGAGCCCAGCGCGCAAGGACGCAAGCGUCAAUAUCCACACCGUCGACGAACGCAUGUCGAUUGAUGCCCAUCUCGAAGCGAUGGUUUUGUAUUACAAUCUUAUUCGAUCCUUCGAUAGCUGGAAACAUUCCGCCGAGGUUGUUGCCGAUCUCUAA
This is a messenger RNA of Aspergillus clavatus NRRL 1, 1704 nucleotides long. It is a transcript of the gene cps1, whose product is annotated as Gly-Xaa carboxypeptidase. Gene Ontology annotation, cellular component: fungal-type vacuole lumen. Gene Ontology annotation, molecular function: metallocarboxypeptidase activity. Bases 1 to 1704 code for a protein of 567 amino acids. The record is from RefSeq and is a predicted model, not a curated record. The transcript has 3 exons. NCBI's taxonomy places the organism in Eukaryota, Fungi, Ascomycota, Eurotiomycetes, Eurotiales, Aspergillaceae.